AUGUCAUCAAACAAGAAUAAUAAAGCAGCAGCCUAUGAAGAUUUAUCUGGACCAAGUGCUCCACCUCCAAAGAAGGAAUCGACAGAACAAUACUUUAAGAGACGUGAAAAUGAAAUGGAAGAGACUCGUGGUGUAUUUAUGAAGGAAGGUUUCAAAGGUGGUAUCAUCUUUACUGCUGUUACAUCUGGUUGUAUUCUUGGUGCAUCUUUAAUUUCUCCAAGAUUUAGACAAACAUUAUCAUGGGCCAAUAGAACUUUUAUUAUUUCAUCUGGUUUUGUUGCAGGUUUCUGGAUUUAUGGUGAGACUGCUUCUCAUCAAUUCAUUCAUGACAGACUAGCCAAAGAAAUGGAUGACUAUCAUAAAAUAAGCAAUAAAAAUCUAUAUUUCGUACUAUUAGAUUUAGUUGUAAUAAUAAUUUACUUUGCAACCCUUUUAUACUAA
Cavenderia fasciculata is the source of this 441-nucleotide messenger RNA. RefSeq lists its product as uncharacterized. The transcript has 3 exons. NCBI's taxonomy places the organism in Eukaryota, Evosea, Eumycetozoa, Acytosteliales, Cavenderiaceae. The coding region runs from base 1 to 441 and encodes 146 amino acids. The record is from RefSeq and is a predicted model, not a curated record.